Coregonus clupeaformis (lake whitefish) is the source of this 3736-nucleotide messenger RNA. RefSeq names its product zinc fingers and homeoboxes protein 2. Gene Ontology annotation, molecular function: DNA-binding transcription factor activity, RNA polymerase II-specific; DNA binding. NCBI's taxonomy places the organism in Eukaryota, Metazoa, Chordata, Actinopteri, Salmoniformes, Salmonidae. Bases 566 to 3055 code for a protein of 829 amino acids. The transcript is spliced from 3 exons. The record is from RefSeq and is a predicted model, not a curated record. Gene Ontology annotation, cellular component: nucleus. Gene Ontology annotation, biological process: regulation of transcription by RNA polymerase II.
GCAGAGCAGAGGACGUCAACAUAGAAGACAACAACAGUUUAUUCAUAUUCAAAGUCGAAAGCAAGGUUCCAGCAACCACUGAAUGGCUGUCAUUUCCUGGACAUUAUCCGAGGCUUGAUACUGACCAAUAUUCUAACUUUUCGGAGCGAUUACAACAACUCCAGAAUGGAAGUGGCCCUGGUAUCGUAUGCAAAUACGUACGCUGACGUAGUUGAUCAUGUGGUUUUUGGCGUAGAUCCCCCUGCGAACGCGAAUUUUUUUCGACUGUUGUCUGGCGGAUUCAGUCGAAUCUGUAGAAUAAAUCGUCGUAUUCGGUUGUUUUCGUCUUGAAAGACACGUUUUGGAGCCCGUUUACUGUUGCCCGGCAUCACAGCACAUGAUACGUGGUGGACAGAUUGGGUGAUCUGGGAUGAAGUCUCAUGAAUUCCCUCAUUGGAGCUGACAUUAACAGUCAGCAGGAACAACAAGUGCAUAUUCUUCACAAGACAGAAACAUCCCCUCCUCACCCCCGCUGUCAUUUCCCCUACAACGUCCGUCUAACAGUCCAAGGUGACCUACGCAUUCAAUGGCCGGCCGAAGGAAGACCACAACCCCUUGUAGAGCUGAUGCUUCUGUUAGAGCUGAUUACAUGAUGGGGCAGGAGGAUCCAGGUGAGAUGGAGGUAUCGGCGAACGACAAAAGCACAGUGGUGAAUGGAUCCACAGAGAUGCUUCCUGGAGAGGACUGGAGCUCUGGGACAGGGCCUAGUGGUUCACGCCAGGAGUCGCCGGUCCCUGAGAAACCUAAUGCGGUGGAUUCAAGGCCACAGAGGAAGCAGCAGGGAGGCUACGAAUGCAAGUACUGUCCGUUCUCUACGCAGAACCUGAAUGAAUUCAAGGAGCACGUGGACUCCAAUCACCCCAAUGUCAUUCUCAACCCGCUCUACCUGUGUGCCGUGUGUAGCUUCAACACAAAGAAGUUUGACACCUUGACAGAGCACAACGAGAGGUGUCAUCCAGGGGAGAGCAACUUUAAGUUCAAGAGAAUCAAACUGAACAAUCAGACCAUCCUAGAGCAGUCGAUAGAAGGAGCAAGCAACGCCGUCGUCUGUGAUUCAACCAACGGCAUUCUUACUGGAGAAGAUUUCGCCACUUUCCCCCUGUGCAAAUCUACGACGGUGAAGAUUAGUAAGCCAAAAAUAGACAACAAACGGUUAUUGACAGAAAGUCAAUCGGACAGACUCAACCCCGAGCUCCACAAAAAGCAGAUCGCCGCCGUGAAUAUGAACGGGACCGUGAUCAUCCCAGAAGCGACCCUAAAAGAUGGCGUCUCACAUAUCAUGCCUUCUCUUCAGCGCCCGCCAAACUACAACUUAGUACCAAAAAUCGCUGUCCCUUUGAACACCUCCAAGUACAACCCUUCACUGGACAAUAACCUGACACUCAUCACAUCCUUCACCAAGUUCCCGUACCCGACCCAAGCGGAGCUCUCCUGGCUUACCGCUGCCUCGAAGCACCCCGAGGAACAGAUCAAGGUGUGGUUCACCCUCCAGAGACUGAAACAAGGCAUCAGCUGGUCCCCUGAAGAGGUGGAAGAAGCUCGGAAGAAGAUGUUCAACGGUACCAUCCAGUCAGUCCCACAGACCACUUUCACCGUGCUGAGCGGUGCCCAGCUGGCCCAGUCCACCAAAGGACAACAGUCCCUAGUUCAAUCCGUCCCCUUCAACCUCCUGGGACAGACCAGUUAUGUGUUGACGCCGGUUACAAACGGCUCAGCUGUCAGUUGUUCUCCCAUCACGCUAACCAUGGCAAACCAGGUGGUGCAGUCUGUCAAGCGACCCUUGGCAGCUCCAGUAGUGGCCGCUUCAGAGAUCAAACGUCCCUCCAUAAUCCAGACGAUUCAGGCACCUACACUUAGACUGGUGGCUUCGCCUAAACCCAGCUUCACGUCAGACUCUAAUAAAACCCCGGACCAGAUUGUGGUGCUGAAAGCUAGUUACACCCAGUGCCAGUUCCCUGAAGAGGAGGAAGUGUACCGUCUCAUUGAGUCCACCGGCCUCUCUAGAGGAGAAAUCAAGAAGUGGUUCAGUGAGCAAAGACUCCUCAAUUACAAGGUGGCGCCACAGGUGAUCAAGAUUGAGCCCCAGGCAUUGAAAGACAGUCAGCCCAAAAAGGCUGUCCCCACCCAGUUUCCUCUCCUGGAGAGGCUCAAAGGCAAAUCCUCUGAGCAGCUCAAGAUGCUAGAGGAGAGUUUUCAGAGGACCAGCUCCCCCACUGAAAUUGACGUCGACAACCUCGUUGUGGACACAAGGCUCUCCAAGACUGAGAUCGACUGCUGGUUCUCAGAGCGCAGAGCGCUGCGGGACAACUUGGAGCAAGCCCUGGCAAACUCCCUGGGUCCUAAGAGCCUUGAGGAGCAACGAGGGAUACUGAAUAGUGUUUACGAGCAGGACAGCAAAGUCCGGUGCUCACCUCUUCCCAUUGUCACCACUUCCACCAGUCCUGAGCCCAUCGACAGCAAAUCCCUGGGGCUUCUCAAAGAGGUGUUCACCCAGACCCAGUGGCCGUCACCAGAAGAGUACAGCCAGCUGGAGGGCCAGACAGGUUUGUCUCGCACAGAGAUUGUCCGCUGGUUCAAGGAAAACCGAUCCGCCCUGACGAAUGGAACAUUGGACUGGAUGGAACCGUUUCAGAAAGUCAACGGCAAAGCAGGACCGAAUGGUCAGAGCUCGUCGACGUCAGCGAUCCCAGAACGACCUCCAAGCAGCAUUCUCGAGCAGCACUUCACAGAAGCCAAGACGACACUGCUUUCAGCAGAAGAUGCAGAGAAGCUUCCAUUGCAGUCGAAACUCAUCAACCAGGACAUAGUCCAGUGGUUUACCAGCAAGCUGGGCCAGAGUAUGACGGACAUCAGCAGGGGCAGGGACCAACAUGGACAGGCCAGCGUGGACAGAAGCAGAUGGGUGAAGGUGACCAUGGCUGUAGGGGACGAGACUAAAGGUGCUUUGGAGAACCAGAAGAUGGGAUCCGAGGCAGAGGUGCUGAUGGGAGACCAACCUGGUCGGGUGACUGGAUGAAAAGAACAUGAGGACAACAUUAGAGGAUGCUGAGUUUCUCAAACAGAAGAUUCUCAAGAUUGUUGAAUCUGGAACCAAUGAUUUCCUACCUGGCCUAUAACAUCAGGGGCACAGUGGACGGUAGAGUCCACUCAGAACACUGACUGGCAAGACCAUUGAGUGCCAAAGCUGGACUUGAUACAUUUAUUGUUAUUAUUACACUUAUUAAAAAGGGCCUUGUAAAUAUUUUUCUGUAUUGCAAAAGCUUUGUAAACAUUUUCGGGGUUGAUGGUUUUUACAUUUAUAACAGGAGUCCCCCAAUAACCUCUAUUAGAACAAUGUUUUCGUUUUUAUGACUAUGAUGGUAAUUGUAAACCAAUUCAUCAGUUGGUAAUUUUGUUUUAAAAAACAACAAAACAUUUAAAGUGACUAGCAGCUGGUCAUAGAUGGCACUUAUUUCACGUGGACAGACAAGUAACACUUCUGAUCUGAUAACCAGUGAGUUCAUCCAUUGGACUAGAAUCACCUAGCCUGGGUACCAAAUGUUUGGCAUAUGACAAGGAGUGGAUUGAUAGCACAAACAGGUCUGCUACCCAGGCUAAGAAUCACCUACUACAUUACAAUAACAGUUCCCUCUCUCAUGCUAAACACUACCGUUGCCUGAGAAUACAGUCAGCCACGGAAUGGACAUGAAUAAAAACA